Botrytis sinoallii is the source of this 1305-nucleotide messenger RNA. RefSeq lists its product as uncharacterized. Gene Ontology annotation, molecular function: ATP hydrolysis activity; ATP binding. The coding region runs from base 1 to 1305 and encodes 434 amino acids. NCBI's taxonomy places the organism in Eukaryota, Fungi, Ascomycota, Leotiomycetes, Helotiales, Sclerotiniaceae. The transcript has a single exon. The record is from RefSeq and is a predicted model, not a curated record.
AUGUCAUCACUUGAUAAUAAGCUAUCUGCCAGAGACAAUUUGGAUCUGAAGCCAACGCCGCAUUACUAUAUCGGAUACGGCGACCAUGACUUUCGAUACCAGUUUUGGCGCUAUCGAGUGACUCAUGCUCAGUCAGGCACAAAAUCUGAUACCAGAUCUAAGAAUCGAUCUCAAGAAAGCACACAGAGUCUGAUUGUCAAUUGCUAUGGGUUUUUCCCUAAAAAGGGAAUCCAGAAACUUCUCUGCGAUUCUGCCGAUUCUCAACUCCUUACCAAAGACAAUUCAAAAGAAAAGGAGACUCGAUUCUUCGAACCAUCAGAUAUAUGGGCACGUCGCUUCAAGAAUGAACAUUGGAUGUCAAUAAAGAAAAUCCCCAGUCGCCCCCUCAAGCAUGUAUUCAUGGAUAAGACUGUGAAGGAGAGAAUUGUCCUCAAAUUUGACACUUUCUACUCGCAGAAAGAUGAGGACAAGAAGCUAUACGAAGAGCUGGGAUACAAGCACAAACUUGUGUGUCUGUUCCAUGGAGAGUCAGGUACAGGAAAAACAAGUACGAUUACGAGCUUGGCUCAUCGCUAUCAGCUUAAUGUGUGUUUGGUCAACCUGCAGAAACAGAACGAGGAAGAUCUAAAGAUAAUAUUGCACCGCCUUCCUGAGUCGUCAAUGAUUGUUUUCGAAGACAUCAAGCCGAGUACGUUUGAAGAUUAUAAACCCGAGUCGAAUAAAGAAGGAAUUUCGUUGGCAACCUUUUUGAAUAUGCUUGAUGGUCUGACAUCUCUCGAGGGGAACAUCAUUAUCAUGACAACCAACUAUUUCCAAGAACUUCACGAUUUCUGUCCGGAAUUGCUUCGUGAAGGCCGAGUGGAUGAAGCUGUCAAAUUCACGUACAUUGACGAGGAACAGGCAAAAAGCAUGUUCCAUGCCUAUACCAGCCCAGACACGGAAUUGACAGAACUAGACUCUGAAUCUCUUGAUCAAGGAAUGAAAUUUGGAAAGCUUCUCGAUGGAAUGAAAGUCAGACAUUCUGCGGUACAAAAAUAUCUUCUCAAAUGGAUAAAAAAUUCGAAUGGAGCAUUUCAUCAUGCAGAGGAAUGGUUGGACAAUAUGUUGGCUGAAAAUUCCGACAAAACCAAAACACAAAUCAGUGAGACAUCGCAUGGGCCUAUAAUGAUAGACGAUAUUAAGACUUUGCAAGAGACUGGACAAUUGCACGAUAGUGUGAUGGUGGAUAGAAGCAAGUUGGCUACUGUUGAUAAAGAGGUGGAUGAGAGUAACGUCUGUCCCUGUGUCCCGAGACGCACCCCGUAA